UCGCACAUCAGGCGGCGCUACUAAAAUUCGCGGCAACUUUUCCCUCCAAGCGAGCAGAAUUCUGUCUGUUUCCCUAUAGCAGCUGCUCCUAUCUGUCAACGCAAAUAUCACUCCGCUCUAUUUUGCCGAAUUUUAAGGAAGACAUUGCCGACACAAGGUUCACAGAGCACCACUGAGACUGCCUUAACAUGGUUGCUGGAUCUUUAAGUCGUAUGUUUGUGCUUAAGCGAGAUGGACGCAAGGAGGAGGUCCACUUUGACAAAAUCACGUCUCGAAUCCAGAAACUCUGUUAUGGCCUCAACAUGGAAUUUGUCGACCCGCCUUCAAUCACACUCAAGGUCAUCAGCGGCUUGUACCCUGGGGUCACAACCGUGGAACUGGAUAACCUUGCCGCCGAAACCGCGGCCACCAUGACCACAAAGCAUCCUGAUUAUGCCACGCUGGCUGCACGAAUUGCUGUGUCCAAUCUGCACAAAGAGACCAAGAAGUCAUUCAGCGAGGUUAUGGAUGACCUGCACAAGAUGGUGAACAAGCACAAUGGGCUGAAGACCCCCAUGCUCUCCGACUACCACCACAAGAUCAUCAUGAAAAACGCUGACCGACUCAACUCGAGCAUCAUCUACGACAGGGACUUCAGCUACAACUACUUUGGCUUCAAGACGCUGGAGCGUUCGUACCUCCUGCGCAUUGACGACAAGGUGGUGGAGCGUCCGCAGCACAUGCUGAUGCGAGUCGCCGUCGGCAUUCACGGCGAGGACGUCGACGCUGCCAUCAACACGUACAACCUGCUGUCGGAACGCUAUUUCACGCACGCGUCACCCACGCUGUUCAACGCGGCCACCUGCAAGCCGCAGCUGUCGAGCUGCUUCCUGCUCACUAUGAAGGAUGACAGCAUCGAUGGCAUCUAUGACACUCUGAAGCAGUGCGCCCUCAUCUCCAAGUCGGCUGGCGGCAUCGGCGUCAACGUGCACUGCAUCAGGGCCUCUGGCUCGUACAUAGCCGGCACCAACGGCAUAUCCAACGGACUCGUGCCCAUGCUCAGGGUCUACAACAACACGGCCAGAUACGUCGACCAGGGAGGAAACAAGCGUCCUGGAGCGUUUGCCAUUUACCUUGAGCCGUGGCACGCGGACGUGUUUGAGUUUUUGGAGCUGAAGAAAAACACAGGCAAGGACGAAGUGCGCGCCCGCGACCUCUUUUACGCCCUGUGGAUCCCUGACCUGUUCAUGAAGAGGGUUGAGAGCAACGGCGACUGGUCCCUCAUGUGCCCCCACGAAAGCCCUGGCCUCCAGGACUGCUGGGGAAAGGAAUUUGAGACGCUCUACGAAAAGUACGAGAACGAAGGGCGGUUCAGGAAAAAGGUGAAAGCCCAGAAACUGUGGUACGCGAUCAUUGAGUCGCAGGUCGAGACUGGAACCCCUUACAUGCUGUACAAGGACGCGUGCAACCGAAAGUCGAACCAACAGAAUCUCGGCACUAUCAAGUGCAGCAAUCUCUGCACCGAAAUUGUUGAGUACAGCUCCCCUGAUGAGAUUGCAGUGUGCAACUUGGCUUCCAUCGCUCUGAACAUGUUUGUGAAGCCUGACCGCACUUACGAUUACCAAAAGCUGAAGGAUGUUACCAAGGUGGCCACCAAGAACCUCAACAAGAUCAUUGAUGUGAACUACUACCCUGUUCCUGAGGCGGAGCGGUCAAACAAGAGGCACCGUCCAAUUGGGCUGGGAGUUCAAGGUCUGGCUGACACCUUCAUCCUCAUGAGAAUGCCUUUCGACAGUGAUGAUGCCAGGGAUCUGAACAAGAAAAUAUUUGAAACCAUUUACUUUGGUGCUCUGGAAGCCAGCUGUGAACUGGCAAAGGAGCUUGGACCCUAUGAGACCUAUGAGGGAAGCCCAGUCAGCAAGGGAAUCCUGCAACACGAUAUGUGGGGAGUUGAACCUGGAACUAAGCUGUGGAACUGGCCGGAGCUGCGAGAAAAGAUCAAACAGCAUGGAGUUCGCAAUUCGCUGCUGGUCGCCCCGAUGCCAACUGCCUCAACCGCUCAGAUCCUGGGCAACAAUGAGAGCAUCGAGCCAUACACGUCAAAUAUCUACACUCGGCGAGUGUUGUCUGGCGAGUUCCAGGUGGUCAACCACCACUUGCUGCGUGACCUCACUGAGCGGGGACUGUGGAACGACGAAAUUAAGAGUACCAUCAUUGCCCACAACGGCUCCAUUCAGGCUGUUGAUGGCAUUCCAAAUGACCUGAAGGCUCUGUACAGAACCGUGUGGGAAAUCCCGCAGAAAGGUAUUCUGGAAAUGGCUGCUGACCGCGGAGCCUACAUUGAUCAGAGCCAGUCGCUCAAUGUCCACAUCGCAGAGCCCAACUAUGGAAAGCUCACCUCAAUGCACUUCUUUGCCUGGAAGCAGGGUCUGAAGACUGGCAUGUACUAUCUGCGCACCAAGCCGGCCGCCAACGCCAUUCAGUUCACGGUGGACAAGAGCAAGGUGCAGAACUCUGCGCCCGUCGAGAACAGCGCUGCAAAUGGCGCCGGUGACAAAGAGCCGUCCGUCGAAAGCAUCAACAUGAAGGCGAUGAUGUGCUCUUUGGAGAACAAGGACGAUUGCAUGAUGUGUGGAUCAUAGGUACCGCAUCCUUCUUUGUAAAACCACUUGUCAAAUUCCUAUACUAUUCAGUGAUACGAUGGCCAAAAUGUUUAUAUUUAACGAAUACUUAUUUUGAAACGAGUCCAUCACUUUAAACUCGGUUGUCAUAUUUUACAGUUUUGUACACUCAAUUUGUCAAUUAAAUCUCACCUAGAUAGAUGGCAUUUGUGCUUGAGCUGCCAGCAAAUUUCUCACUAGACGUGUACGGUUUAAAAGCAAUAAACACAUUUCACCAGUGUA
Molecule: messenger RNA, 2882 nt
Organism: Cloeon dipterum
Lineage: Eukaryota; Metazoa; Arthropoda; Insecta; Ephemeroptera; Baetidae
Gene: RnrL
Product: Ribonucleoside diphosphate reductase large subunit
Exons: 12
Coding region: 189-2621 (810 amino acids)
Biological process (GO): deoxyribonucleotide biosynthetic process; DNA replication
Cellular component (GO): ribonucleoside-diphosphate reductase complex
Molecular function (GO): ATP binding; ribonucleoside-diphosphate reductase activity, thioredoxin disulfide as acceptor
Source: RefSeq, a predicted model, not a curated record